Bradysia coprophila is the source of this 3897-nucleotide messenger RNA. RefSeq names its product activated Cdc42 kinase (gene Ack). Gene Ontology annotation, molecular function: protein tyrosine kinase activity; ATP binding. Gene Ontology annotation, biological process: protein phosphorylation. The record is from RefSeq and is a predicted model, not a curated record. Lineage: Eukaryota; Metazoa; Arthropoda; Insecta; Diptera; Sciaridae.
UCUGAAACUUCACUCAUCAGUCUAAAAAUUUUGUGCGUUGUUCGGGAAGUUGAGUUUAUGCUGUGGUGCUGCAAUUUUUCUUUUAAUUUAUUUUUUGCAUAAAAUUUAUAAUUUUUACGUUAAAAUUCGUUCCGUAACGAGAUGUGCAUAAAAUGUGGUGAAUAUUGUAUUGACAAUUAUUGACAAAUUUGGUGUGUAUAGCAAAGUCGAACGGUGAAAUCCAUCAAAAUAUUCGUUUUCUUGACAACUCGGUUGCAAUGGAUGUGGACACAGAAUGGUUGGAAGAACUGUUGGCUGAUGUACAAUUAGAGCAAUUUUUGCACAAAAUCAAAGAGGAUUUACAAGUGACCCGGCUGGCUCAUUUCGAUUAUGUGCAUGCCGAUGAUUUGGAGAAAAUCGGUCUUGGUAAACCGGCCAUUCGCCGGUUGAUGGAUGCGGUGAAAAAGCGUAAAACACAACAAUGGCGACGAAACAUUUUAUCGAAACUGAUCGGUGGCGGGAAGCAACAGCCACACAAGAAAAAUCAAAAUGCAGCCACUGAAAAUCCGUCCGUUCUGUCGUUGACAUGUUUGAUACACGAGAAGGACAUUACAUUGGGCCUGAAGUUGGGAGACGGUUCGUUUGGUGUUGUACGACGUGGGGAAUGGUCUGCACCUGGUAAUCGACUGAUUCAAGUUGCCGUUAAGGUACUGAAAGCAGACAAUUUGUCACAGCCAGGGAUAAUGGAAGACUUUUUCAAAGAAGUUCAAGCGAUGCAUGCACUGGACCACCCAAACUUAGUGAGACUGUACGGAGUUGUACUGACACAACCAAUGAUGAUGAUCACCGAAUUGGCAGAACGAGGAUCCCUGCUGGACACGCUUCGUAAACAGUGUAAACAUACUCCGCUGCCGUUGGUCUGGAAUUGGGCCGUUCAAGUAGCAACUGGCAUGGCAUACCUAGAGAGCAAACGGUUCUUGCACCGUGAUUUAGCUUGUCGAAAUGUCUUGUUGGCAAGCGGCAAUAAGAUCAAAAUCGGUGAUUUCGGAUUGAUGCGAGCUCUGCCGCAACAGGAGGAUUGCUAUGUAAUGACCGAGCACAAAAAGGUUCCAUUCCCAUGGUGUGCACCCGAAUCGCUGCGGUAUCGUCAAUUUAGUCAUGCAUCGGAUUCGUGGAUGUUUGCCGUGACACUAUGGGAAAUGUUUACGUUCGGUGAGGAUCCGUGGAUCGGUUUGAAUGGAUCACAAAUUCUUCGAAAAAUCGAUCGCGAGGGUGAACGAUUACAUCAUCCCGAUGCGUGUCCGCCAGAUAUGUAUCAACUGAUGUUACAGUGCUGGGACAAGACACCGACGGAACGGCCGACCUUUGCUGCAAUUAAAGAAUUUUUGUCAAUUUCCCCACCACCAAUGUCGAAGGCCAUUGGUUACUACAACGAAGAGAAUCGACUGAAAAUUGAACAGGGUGAUCUGAUUGCAUUGAUUGACGAACGGGCUGAUCUGAAGUUUAUAAAAGGACAAAAUCAAAGAAGUUUCGACAUUGGAACGUUUCCCAGAAAUGUUAUCGAAUCUCCGAAAGCCUCCAAAAUACUGACUGACCAUGGUCGACCGAUCCAUGACCCUCAUCGACAAAGUGGAUUCGGUUCAUCUUGGGGUGGUAGUCCACCGGUAACGAGUUCAAUGUCACGUGCAGAUAGACCUGCCGAGGAUGUGUUGUUACGCAGUCGUACUUUGGACUUGGCAUCAUGCUCAGCCAUGCGUAAAAAGAAGACCACCACAGAGCAUCACGUUCGCGAGCGGAAAAGCAAUGCAACCAAACAGUUUGCGUACAACAAAUUGAAAACGGAACGAGAGCAAUCGUUGAAAAUAAAGCCGUCACGACCACCGCAGCCGAAAGUGACGAAUGCGGAGAAAGAGGGAAUGUUAAUUGAUUUGUCGCCCAAUGACAACACCCUAAACUCCAGCGGUCAAUUGGCUAUGUCACAAACGCCAAACAAUGUCAGUCUUCUGGAUGCACCAAUCGAAAUUCCGACCGACAAUUCGGGAUUCGAUCUGUCUGAAUUACGGAUAGAGACCCGAUUGGAACCGCCACCGUACCACUAUCCACCAACAUACAUGAAUACUCUCGGCCUCAACCAGCCCGACAGCAAUGCAACCAACUCGUUUACUUCUUUUCCUCAAAGCCAUCAUUCCGAUCCAUUCGACACGUCGUACAUUGCUGAAAAUCCAAAUGUGACCGCUAAUUCCAGUGCAUCACUGAAUGCCGUCUACAACAACAUUCAAACGACCAAUGCCUACCGGUACAGUUCCGGCAUUGAAAAGAACGUACAAACGCACAGAAAUGCCGUGGCGGACGGCAAACAGAACAACUCGAAUGGAGCGAUUGCCAAACAGAAACCAAUGACGUUGAGCAGUGACCUGGACAAUCUUGUCAUGAACACAAUGGCAUCGUUGAGUCCGCGGAAUAGUGUGAGAAGUCUGAGCUUUGCCACCUGCACAGACAACAAAUACUCAAACAAUUUACAGUGGAAUCCGUCCACACAACAUGACAUUGACGCCGGUAAUAGUGAAUCUUUCAGUGACUCGUUACGUGUGAAUCUCAGUGCACUGUCGCUAGAUGAUAGCAUCAACAACAGUGCAGCUACGCCAAAAAAAUUAGACAAAUCUCUGUACUCCGAUCUGGAGAAAGAAAUGUACAAAAGUGAAUCGACGUCGUCCAGUGUCAAUGUGAACACAUCACAAAACUACGAUCGCAUCAGCCUAGGCAAAGAGAAUUCGGUGAGUGCAAUACCAAGCGAGAUAUACGAACGCCGUUCGGAGGCGACCUCGUCGGCAUUAAGUCUGAAUAAAGUGCAAAAUGCCUCACCGAAACCAGUCAAACAAACGAACGCAAUGACCAAAUCGACGAACCAAGAAGUGGCACAGGUCCAUCGCAGUCUCUACGAGAUUCCAUUGAAUUUCACGCAAAAUGCGAUCACCCCCACAAAGAAUUACUCAGCAUCCGUGCACCCGUAUGCCAAGCAGAACAAUACCGAAACCAACGCCACAGCGUCUUCCGUGAACGACACAGCAGCGGUAAUCAAUCCGAUUUGGUUCGAACAACAAACAACCAAAGAUGUAAAUGUGCACAGUCCGCGGAAAUCAUUCUACAGUAAUGUAGCACAGCCACCAGUCGGUUCGGAGAAAAAUCACAAUUUUGUCGCCAUUUCGAACCGACCACCGUCGAUGAUACAGAACGACACGAAACCAUUGAACACAAGUCUGUACGGCAGUGAUUUUUACAGCAGUGUGGCUGGCGACUUCUACGAUACCGUACCGUCAAAUAACGCCGCAUCAGCUCUUUACGUAUCGAUGCCGCGGAAUCAUGUCAAUUCCAUUUACGCAAACGAAUCUCAAAAAGUACCUGUGAUAUACGACGAAGUCAGCAACGAUGAAUUGUUGCGACCGCAUCGUCCGGCACCAUUGGCACCGCCACCGCUAUCCGCCCAACAGAUCCAACGGCGAAUGGAAAAGGAGCGACAAAAUCAAUUGCAACAACAGCAACAGAUUUACGGCAAUUUGGCUGCUGGCACUGCUAGUGGAAUGAUUGAAUCGCAAAAGGUGUUGGAAUUGAUGCAAGAAGUUGGAGACGAUGCAACACAGAUUGAAGCCACUCAGGCUUUGCAGGCUGUCGGUUGGGAUCAUUCGUUGGCGGUUCGACAUUUCAAAAUUGAACGACUUGUGAGGCUCGGAUUAGCGCCCCGUCAAAAAUGCGAAGAAGCUCUCUCGAAAACCGGAUGGAGUAUACAGUUGGCAGCUUCCAUACUUUUAGAAGCUUCAUAGUUGUAAGUUUUUUUAAAAAAGAGAUCUGCACACAGGUUUUUAAAGUAGGACAGCUAUAAAAAUGAUCUAUGUUACGUUGACAAUUAUGAAGAAAAAAAUA